GCAGCAGCAGAUGUGUGUCAUUUACUCUCUCUGUCUUUCUCUUCAUUAGUUCAGCAGCAGAAGAUCAUUUGGAGCUCAAAAAGAGCAGAUCUUCAUGACCAAAGUUAAGAUGUCGUGGCACUCCAUGUACAAAAGCUCCAAGUUCCGGCAUGUUUAUGGAAAAGCGGGAAGCAGGGAACAGUGUUAUGAGGGAAUUCCCAUCACUUACAGCGUCCAUGACAGCCACUUCUGUGCCGUUAACCCCAAAUUCCUCGCCGUGGUCACUGAGAGCGCGGGAGGAGGCGCGUUCCUCGUUAUCCCACUUCAUAAGCCGGGGAGAAUAGACCCUCAUCACCCAAAGGUCUGCGGCCACCAGGGCAGCGUGAUGGACAUCAGAUGGAGUCCGUUCAUGGACAACAUCAUCGCGUCCAGCUCCGAGGACUGUACGGUGAGAAUCUGGCAGAUUCCUGACGGCGGUCUGAGGAGGAACAUGACCGAAGCUCUGAUGAUCCUGAUUGGUCACAUCCGGAGGGCGGGGCUUAUCGAGUGGCAUCCCACCUGCAGCGGCAUCCUGCUCAGCGCCGGAUACGACUGCAAGAUUCUGAUCUGGAACCUGGAGGAGGGCGUGGCUGUGAAGAUGAUUGACAGCCAUCCAGACGUCAUCCUCUGUAUGUCCUUCAACACCGAUGGAAGUUUACUGGCCACCAGCUGUAAGGAUAAAAAACUGUGCAUUAUUGAUCCACGUUCAGGGAAAGUUCUUCAGGAAGCAGACUGUAAAAGCACCAGAGUGAACCGCGUGGUGUUUCUGGGUAAUCUGAAGCGUGUCCUCACCACGGGCGUCUCCAGGUGGAACACUAGACAGAUUGCAUUGUGGGAUCAGGAGGAUCUAUCCGCUCCCAUCACAGAGGAGGAGAUCGACGGGCUGUCCGGUGUCCUCUUCCCCUUCUAUGAUGCUGACACACACAUGCUUUAUCUGGCCGGGAAGGUGAGCCACUCUCCAGUAAAACAAUCUGAAGCAUGCAGAUCUGUGGCUUAUCUUACUGAAAUGGUCUCACAUCCACAGGGAGACGGAAACAUCAGGUACUACGAGGUGAGUCCUGAGAAACCCUUCCUGCAGUUCCUGAUGGAGUUCAGAUCGCCGGCUCCGCAGAAGGGUCUGGGUGUGAUGCCCAAACGCGGCGUGGAUGUGAGUGAGUGUGAGAUCUUCAGGUUUUAUAAGCUGGUGACUCUGAAAGGUCUGGUGGAGCCCAUCUCCAUGAUCGUCCCGCGCAGGUCUGAGACGUAUCAGGAGGAUAUUUUCCCGAUGACGGCGGGCACAGAAUCAGCCCUGUCGGCCGCUGAGUGGCUCAGUGGGAUUGACAGAGGGCCACUGCUGAUUUCUCUUAAAGAAGCUUAUAAACGUCCAAAUCCAGCAGGUCUCAGAGCAUCUAAACGGCUCCUGAAGAUGGUCUUCAAGCAGCAGGAUGAAAUUAGGAAACUCAAAGAUGAACUCGGAGAAAAAGACGAGAGAAUCCGACAACUGGAGCUGGAGCUCAAGAACCUGAGAAACACGUGA
This is a messenger RNA of Sinocyclocheilus rhinocerous, 1534 nucleotides long. Its product is annotated as coronin-2B-like. NCBI's taxonomy places the organism in Eukaryota, Metazoa, Chordata, Actinopteri, Cypriniformes, Cyprinidae. The coding region runs from base 95 to 1534 and encodes 479 amino acids. The record is from RefSeq and is a predicted model, not a curated record. Gene Ontology annotation, molecular function: actin filament binding. The transcript has 11 exons.